AUGGACGACACUUUCACAGACUCUUUGCCAUCGACCCCAUCAUUGGAGGUUCCUGUCCUUACUGUCUCCCCGGCCGACACAUCCCUUGAAUUCGAGGAUGCCGAAAUGGAGAGUAAGUCAGAUGAAAAGAAGCCAGCGAAGAAGAGGAAGUCCUGGGGCCAGGAAUUACCAGUUCCCAAAACGAACUUGCCUCCAAGGAAACGCGCUAAGACGGACGAUGAAAAGGAGCAGCGCCGGAUUGAGCGGGUUCUUCGCAAUCGCGCAGCUGCUCAGACUUCUCGCGAGCGCAAGAGAUUGGAAAUGGAAAAGCUAGAAAAUGAGAAGAUCGACAUGGAACAACAGAACCAAUUCCUCAUCCAGCGACUCGCUCAGAUGGAAGCUGAGAACAACCGUCUAAGCCAGCAAGUUGCACAACUCUCAGCAGAGGUCCGAGGGUCCCGUCACAGCACCCCAAGGGCCGCCUCUCCCGCAUCGGUAUCGCCGACUCUUACUCCUACUUUAUUUAAGCAAGAGGGUGAUGAAAUAGCCCUCGACCGAAUUCCCUUCCCGACACCCUCUGUUACCGACUACUCACCUACCUUGAAACCUUCAUCUCUGGCAGAGUCUUCCGACCUGACACAACAUCCUGCAGCGAUGUUCGUUAAACACGAGCCUAAUGACGCUACAGCUCCUCUUUCUGACGAUGACUUCCACCGCUUAUUCCACGGUGAUUCAUCCACUAAGUCAGAUUCUUCAGUCCUUGAAGAUGGGUUCGCCUUUGACGUUCUCGACUCAGGAGAUCUAUCAGCAUUUUCAUUUGAUUCUAUGGUUGAUUUUGACACCGAGCCUGUCUCCCUCGAAGACAUCGAGCAACCGAACGGCCUUCCGAAUUCGACUUCUUGCAAGACUCCUAGCGUGCAACCCAGCCAUGGCGCGUCCUCUUCGCGAUGCGACGGGCAGGGCAUUGCAGCUGGCGGUGCGUGA
Messenger RNA from Aspergillus versicolor CBS 583.65, 963 nucleotides. RefSeq names its product transcription factor HAC1 (gene hacA). The record is from RefSeq and is a predicted model, not a curated record. Gene Ontology annotation, biological process: positive regulation of transcription by RNA polymerase II. The transcript is spliced from 3 exons. Gene Ontology annotation, molecular function: DNA-binding transcription factor activity, RNA polymerase II-specific. Lineage: Eukaryota; Fungi; Ascomycota; Eurotiomycetes; Eurotiales; Aspergillaceae. The coding region runs from base 1 to 963 and encodes 320 amino acids.